AUGUGCAUCUCACUUGUUUUUUUAUACUUUAAAAAAAAAAAAAAAAAAAAAAAAAAAAGAAAAAGAAAAGAAAAGAAAGAAAGAAAGAAAAAAAGCACUCAUUAGGGUUUUACUGGCUGAAGUCACUGUUUGAUGAACUCUGUCACCGCAGAUAUAUACGCACACAAAAGAUCGCUCGCAGCAAAUGCUCUUGAAGAGGCUGGAUCUCCAAUCCUAAACGAAGAAGUUCAAAAGGGUAAGGUAUGAGAACCGAAAACUCAAUCUGAUACCCUUCAGAUUUCAGAAUUUCUGUUGCGUUUUUUUUAUUCUUUUUCCCCCAUUUUAUACUUUCCAUUUCAGCUGUAUUGAAAGAUGUAUGAAUGACCCAGAAACAAUCUUGACCUAGAAAUCAAUGAACCACAUAUUCUAUACAUUCUUAUUGUAGCUAGGGCUUCACAACUUGCCAUGUUAAUUCGCAGAAUCAGUAAAAGGGUAUCUUUUACCUCUGAAAUGAUAUCCCAACUCAACCACUUGUUUCUUUCUCCUGGUGUUUCUGAAAAACCCAGUAGUAUCCAGGGUCCAUCUUUGAUGUCAUUGCAAGUUCAAUACUUUUGCAGUUCUGGACCUGCCCGAAAUCCUAAAGCCUCUGUUACUGAAUUUACUAGUUCACCCAUUUCUCUUGCUGGAAAUCGAAUUACUCGGGUUGCGAGGACCGAGGCCCAAGAGGCACUCUUUGAUUAUUUGCAUUGUACUAGAAGCUUCGACUUCUCAGAUGCAGAUCAUGUUAGCAAGAACUCGCCUCAAUUUCUUCAGAGGUUGCUCUCUAGGGUUGAUAACCAGCAAAAUGUUUUGAGGGCUUUGUCAAAGUUCCUUCGAUACAACCCCAUUAAUGAAUUUGAACCAUUCUUCGAGAGUUUGGGGUUGACCCCAUCUGAACUUCUACCACUUCUUCCUAGGGACUUGAUGUUUUUGAGUGAUGAUCAUGUCAUGGUCGAUAACUUGCAUGUUCUUUGUGGUUAUGGGAUUCCUCGUGCUAAGAUUGGUAAGAUGUACAAGGAAGCAAAUGAGAUACUCAGAUAUAAUAAAGGGGUAUUGGCUUUUAAACUCAGGGCUUAUGAAGAAUUAGGUCUGAAUAAAUCCACAGUUAUUAAGCUGGUAAGUUGCUGCCCUUCAAUUCUGGUUGGUGGUGUUAACAAGGACUUCGUUUUGCUUCUUGAAAAGUUGAAAGGUUUAGGAUUCGGAAGUGCUUGGAUUGGAGAAUAUUUAUCCAGCAAAAGCACAUACAACUGGAAUAGAAUGCUUGACAUAAUGGGUUUUCUCGGUGAAGUGGGUUAUAGCGAGACACAGAUGGGGGAUUUGUUUAAAAUACAUCCCACAUUAUUGUUUGAAGGUUCUGGGAAAAGGUUAUAUGUAUUAGUCGGCCUAUUACUCAAAUUGGGUAUUAAGAUGAAUGUGGUUUAUUCUUCAUUCUUACAAAAUCCUCAAAUUCUAUCAGCAAAGUGCACAAAGAAUCUUUGGCAGGCAGUGCGUUUCCUGUCUGAGAUAAGAAUGGAAAGAGAAGAUAUUGCAAAAAUUGUAUCUGCACACAUGCAACUUCUGGGUUCACACACUCUGAAAGGACCCAAAACGGUUAAGAGAAAUUUAGGGGCGAAGAGAGAUAGUUUAUGUCAAAUUAUUAAGGAAGACCCUAUGAAGUUGCUCAGCUUGGCUUCUACAUCGAGUAUUAAUGGCAUUGAACAGGCAGUGUCCCAAAAUCAAACUAAGUUUCUGGAUAAAACGGCAUUCUUGUUGAGAUUGGGUUAUGUUGAAAACUCAGACGAGAUGACAAAAGCUCUGAAACAGUUCCGAGGCAGAGGGGAUCAGUUACAGGAGAGGUUUGAUUGCUUGGUACAAGCUGGUUUGGACUGCAAUGUUGUAUCAAAUAUGAUUAAACAAGCUCCACCGGUGCUGAACCAGUCCAAGGACGUGCUUGAGAAGAAGAUUGAUUUUUUGAGAAACAUAGGUUAUUCACUAGAAUCUGUUGCGGCAUUUCCUUCAUACUUGUGUUACGAUAUGGAGAGAAUCAAUCUUAGAUUUUCUAUGUAUUUAUGGCAAAGGAAGAGAGGUGCAGCAAAGCUCAAAUUGUCUCUGAGCACAAUCCUUGCAUGUUCAGAUGCACGAUUUGUUAAAUAUUUUGUGGAUAUCAAUUUGGAAGGUCCAGCCGUGUGGGAAAGGUUUAAAAGUUCCCUACCUUCAAGCUAAGAUCAAAUUCUAUCCUUUAUUUGUAUAAAUAUUUUUUUGCUAUGUGUCCUUUAUUUGAAUGAUAAGCGGAUCACCCCACCUUUGUUUUGUUUGCUGAAUUUUUGCUUUGGUUCAGUUGCUGUGUUUUGACAUAUUCAUGGGGUGUUAUGCCCAAACAUAAAAAGCAACCAUUUCUUUUUUGGUUUUAGUA
Cornus florida is the source of this 2410-nucleotide messenger RNA. RefSeq names its product transcription termination factor MTEF18, mitochondrial-like. Bases 445 to 2220 code for a protein of 591 amino acids. Gene Ontology annotation, biological process: regulation of DNA-templated transcription. Gene Ontology annotation, molecular function: double-stranded DNA binding. The record is from RefSeq and is a predicted model, not a curated record. The transcript has a single exon. Lineage: Eukaryota; Viridiplantae; Streptophyta; Magnoliopsida; Cornales; Cornaceae.